Molecule: messenger RNA, 1009 nt
Organism: Dicentrarchus labrax (European seabass)
Lineage: Eukaryota; Metazoa; Chordata; Actinopteri; Moronidae
Product: H-2 class I histocompatibility antigen, Q9 alpha chain
Biological process (GO): immune response
Cellular component (GO): external side of plasma membrane
Source: RefSeq, a predicted model, not a curated record
CCUUCGUCUCUUGUCCUCAUUUCACCCGCGGAGCUCCAACUGGAAACAGUGUGUGUGAGUUUCUCUGGAUAAAGAAAUAUCUCUUCUUCAGUUCAUUAAAUCCUCAGAUUGAACACAAUGAAGACCCUGAUGUUUGUGGUCCUGCUGGGAAUAGGUCUACAUGGCGCUGCGGCAGUGACUCACUCUCUGAAGUAUUUCUACACUGCGUCUUCUGGAGUCCCAAACUUCCCAGAGUUUGUGGCUGUUGGGUUGGUCGAUGAAGGUCAGAUAGAUUACUAUGACAGUAACACCAGGAGAGCAGAACCCAAACAGGACUGGAUGAGCAGAGUCACAGCAGAGGAUCCUCAGUACUGGGAGAGGCACACUCAGAUCUAUCUGGGUAACCAGCAGACCUUCAAAGCCAGCAUUGAAACUGUGAAGCCGCGCUUCAACCAAACUGGAGGUGUCCACCUUUACCAGAACAUGUACGGCUGUGAGUGGGACGAUGAGUCUAAUGAGGUUAAUGGUUUUAUGCAGUGGGGUUAUGAUGGAGAAGACUUCGUAGCAUUUGACCUGAAGACAGAGACAUACAUCGCUCCGACACCACAGGCUGUCAUCACCAAACACAAGUGGGAUAAUAACAGAGCUCUCAUAGCACAGACAAAACAAUACCUCACCCAGAUUUGCAUUGACUGGUUGAAGAAGUAUGUGGACUAUGGGAGGAGCUCUCUGCUGAGAACAGACCGUCCCUCAGUGUCUCUCCUCCAGAAGACUCCCUCCUCUCCAGUCCGCUGCCAUGCUACAGGUUUCUACCCUAACAGUGCCACACUCAUCUGGAGGAAAGAUGGAGUGGAGCUUCAUGAGAACGUGGACCACGGAGAGAUCCUCCUCAACCACGAUGGAUCCUUCCAGAUGAGUGUUGACCUGAAGCUUCCUUCAUCAGUCACACCUGAAGACUGGAGGAGGUACGACUGUGUGUUUCAGCUCUCUGGUGGGAAGAACGACAUCGUCACCAAACUGGACAAAGCAG